Molecule: messenger RNA, 810 nt
Organism: Haemonchus placei
Lineage: Eukaryota; Metazoa; Nematoda; Chromadorea; Rhabditida; Trichostrongylidae
Source: the annotation of a GenBank genome assembly
AUGUCUUUCCAUCCUCCGCUGCGACCCGAGGUAAAGCCAAAACCGCCUAAGACAUGGUACGAGGAAUUGAUGGACAAGGAUGAAAUCUUGUUGUAUUUUACGGCUAGUCUCGGUGUACUUCUACCCGGCAUUGUAUAUAUUAUCUACCAUAAAGUACAUAAUAUUUAUGUUAAUUAUGCCAAGAAAAAAGAACAGCAACGACUUGCUGAAGAAGCCGCCCGCGCCGAAGUGGCCAUUAUUUCCGCAUGUACUGAAAAUAGUGCGGCCCAAAGAUUUGUUGCUCAUUUGGAAUCCGCAUUAAAAGCCGAAUUGAUUAAUCCUCCUAAAUUAUGGCCAGUUGCUGAUUUAAAAGCCAAAGAAUUCGCUGCCUUCAAGGGUUUCUGCCUAUUCGUCGUUGAAACCCUAACCGGAGGGACUGCCUUACAAUCAUGUGAAUGGUUUCUGGAUUGGCUUGAAGACGUAGCGGCAGACGCUAAACAAAGGAAGAAAGCCAAUUUCGAGGCGCUAAAAUUUGUUAUCAUCGGGUUCGGAUCUAUUGAUGACGGAGAGAAUCAUUUUAAUAGGGUAUCACGAACAGUACUAAAACGCAUGAAAAUCCUUGGUUCAAAGCAGAUCAUGGAAGUGGAACUAUUCGACACUACAGAACCAGAAACGAGCUUGUCUGAACGAUACGGUAGCCUGACUGAACGUAUCCUUCAUGCGAUCGAUAAGAAUCUACCGGGAGCUGAAGAGAAUUCGGAAACGGAAAGUGAAUUCAGUGAUGAAUCCACAGAUGAGGAAGAGGCAGCAAGGGAUAAAAAGCGGCUGUGA